AUGGGGAACGGAAAGCGCCUGCGGGUUUUGGGGAGGCUCGUUUGCGGAAUUGCUGACAUCGACAAGCUUCCCAGGAAAGACAGCGAGAGGAGGAGACCCCAAAAGCUGGGGGAAGCCGCUCGUAACGGCAACAGGGUUUGCGAAGUUCCGGCCGGCGGCCAGUCUGCGGAGGCGGCGAGUCUAGCACGUCUGAAUCUCGGCGACGGCAGACCAACUCGCGAAGAGUCUGAAGCAGUUGGUGGGCAACACACACGCGAAUCGGUGGACACAGUCGCGAAGGCGGAAAGCGAAAAUGCGAGCGGGUUGCCGCGCGUACAGAGAGAAUCGACGAGCCAGACGAGAAGUGAGCAAAGAAGAAACGAGGAGGAACAGAGCGACGAGCAAGAGGAAAGCACGCAAGUGCGGCUUGGAAGUGCACUUGGGAAAGACGCGGAGGGGGAAAUGGUUGUGGCACACGCUGCACGACUUUUCAAGAGGUCGCUGAAGCAGCUGCUGGCUCCACCGGUUCGGACGUCGUUUUCGCCCGCGGACCCGUCGCCCUGUGCCGUUCCUGCGAACACGGCGCAAUCUUCCUUCCUCUCUGUGGAGUCGCUGUUUCCACCCGCUCCAGGCGUUCACGGCUCAGAGUGGGGCUCAGAGUCCUCGGGGUCAGGCUGGUCUCCGAAGAAGCCGCCGCUGCUUCGAUCGUCGUACCCUCUGCUGUUUGCAUUUCUGUACCAGAUACUCGAGCAGCAGGCGGCCUAUGUGGCCCAGGAGAGAGAGAAGAGACAGCGGGAGAUGCAGAAAUACGCAGCUCCGUUGGCGUCUCGGACGCUUCGUCUCGCGCAGCGGCGCCUUCUGAAACUUCAGGAGGACGUCGCAGCCCUGCAAGAAGAGAUGCAUGCGCAGCAGAGGAACCAGGAACCAAGAGGCGGAGGAAGAGGCAGGGAAACCGAGGUUGAUGGAACCACGCUUCUCGUUCCUCCCCUUUUCUGCCAGCAGUUGGAGGACGUCCUUGUGGAAGCAGUGGACAAAUUCUCGCUCGUGGAUCUCCACCUGUUUUUGUCCCUUUCGUCUGCGCAAGUGCGCUUCGCUCUCUCUCUCCUUCCUUCCGGUGUACAUACACCGGGGCUGCUCCCCAGACAGGACGACACCCGCGACCAGUCGGUUGCGAGCGCGGCCGCUGUCCAAAACGCAAAGUCUUCCGCAGCUCGGUCGUCCGCUCACCUCGAUUGUCUCGCGUCAGUGGCGUUCAAAGAAGAGACAUGUCCCCCGGAUUUUUUCAAGAACCCAGGCAGAGACGUGUGGCUGCUGCAUGCCCUCUUCUCGCCGCGCCUUCUCGCCCGUGUUGGCGAAGUGACCUGCCGCAGACUGAGGCAGUUGCAUGGCCGACGGAGGCGGCAGCGUGAGGAGUUGAUGCACAUCCUCGCGCUCUUCGCGCACGACCGAGGAAGCACAGAGACCACAGGAUGUAACGAAGGGCGAGAAAACGGGGACGAAGGGCUGCGACGCGAGACGAAGAACAGGCGGACAAGGCCGGAAGGGAGGGAACUUGACAGCUCCAGGCGUCCCGUCGCCGCUGCGGAACACCCUGAGAGUCCGUCCUCUUCAGCCACAAGCUUGUUUCCUGCCUCAGUCGGAGCCUCACACAACUCUCGAAUUCAGCACUGCUGGAGGGAAGGCCAUCGUCGCGACACGAAAACUGUUGAACGCCUUCUGCUUCUUUUCGUCACGCUUCACACUCGCCUCGGAGCUCUGGCUGAGCGCCUCAAGGUGCCAUCCUCCUCUUCCUCUCCGUCUGCCGUUCUCCCUCCUUCCCUCGCGCGGCCUCUCUCUCCGUCUCCCUCUCCGGGUUCUCUCCCCGCUUCGUCCGCGGCGCUCUCUUCCAGCUCUGCUUCGUCUUCAUACCCAGCACUGACGGGAACGGCGCUCGCAGCCCAGAGCGCUCUGGUUAACAAGGACUUGUUUAACGCUUUCCUGGACUCGCUUCUGGGUCUUCUGCAUGCGCCGUAUGAGCUGUCGGCCACGCGCGCCUUCGCGCACCCUCGGGACACAGCAACGGGCGCACUGGACGGGCUGAAAGACGAGACAAAAGAUCACCCAGAGAGACGCAGCAACGCCCACAAAGGCGACGGAGACCAGGGAAAACUCCAGAGAGCGGGCGAAAGGCCGAACGAGGAAGUCAGCAGACCCGAGGGCAGCCUCUCCAGUCUGGCACCGAGAGAGUCCGUUGCGUGCAUGAAUGCCGCGACAAGGCCGCCAGGUCGCGCGGCACGGGAAGAGCUUGUGGGAGAGGAACACGAGAGAGAAAGGGAGAGGAAGGAGGUGCGCGGGCGAGCCGACGGCGGAGACUUCCCGGUGGAAGAACACCAUGAAACGGGGGAACGAUGCGGUGACCAAGAAGUGGGACAGCACCUGGAGGCAACCUGGUCGGAGCCGCGUGGCGAGGGCCGGCCUGUAGGCGUCUCGUCUUCGACUGGAGAGGGAAAAAGCCCGGAGACGGGUGCGGCGACCUCUCCGAUUCUUCUUCAUCCUUCUUCGCUCUCGCGCCUGGUCCUCGUCUUCUUCACGCCCUUCUUCCAGGCUGCUCUUGAGCCGACGGCGAGUCGCCGAUCUCCGCAGCGAGAAGGCCCGUCGACUCCUGCGAAAGGCCUGAAGGUGUGCCGUGCGCUGUGCACGCAGGCGGAGCGACAGCGCGGGAAAAUGAAGGCACAGGACCUGCAGAAGCUGUUGGCGUCUCUGCUUCUGUUUCGCGCGCUACGGGGACUCUCCGCCGCACCUCCAGAUACUCCCAGGAACUCAAGAGACACUGCUCCUCUCUCAGGCGCUUCCCGGCCUUCUCGUGACAGGCCGUCGGGGGGCGAACAGUUUCAAACUGCAGAAACAAGCUCUUUCGUGUGUCCUGGUCCUUCUGCGCCGCCCUCGGGUGGCCGCGCAGACCCAGGCAGCCCCGCGCGACCAGCAGCCGCGCGCCUCCCUCCGGGUGUAUCGACAGGGCGAGAAAACGGGGAACCUGCACGCGCCAGGGACGGGGACAGCGACGAGCGGGGCGCGUGGUCGGUGGAGCAGGAGACUCACGAGCGGAUAGGGACAGGUGAGGACACGGCAGGGAAGGGCAUUUGGAAGGAAAUGGAUGCACUCGCAGCGUUUCUCCUGUCUGAGCUCCUCCGGAAAACGGACGGCGACCUGAGCGCACUGCCGCAGGCGCUCCUGUCCCAAUCUUGGCGCUUCCUUGAAGAGCGAAGGGGCGAGGAGACGGGCGCCUUUGCGGAGGACGCGAGGACGGACAAGGCUGAGGAGAAUCUUUCCCGCGAAGAACACGAACAAAGGAGGCGCCUGCAGUGGGAAAUGGAGAGAAGGCUUUCUUGCCCGAACAGGGGACAGACGGAAGCCGAGCGCGCCGAGGCGACACUCCAGAAGGACACGCCUCGGCCCCGCCACUCGGAAGAGACAGUCAGCGGCGACCAUCCAGAUCCACGUGCGUCGGAAGGGACACUGGAGGCCAAGGAGGCUCUGUGCGAUCUCGAGAGAAGAUUCCCACCGAGCCUUGAGCUCCCCGUCGGGCCCUCUCCCCCUCCGUUGUCUUCCUUCUCGUCUCCGCCUUCUGAGGCUGUGUCGGCGUCUGCUCGCCUUUCCUCGAGCAGUUCAUGUCUGUUCUCUCUCGCCUCGUCCGGUUCCUCGACGGCCCCGCCUCGCGCCGUCUCCGAUUCGGCCCUCUCUCCUCAGCUCCCGGACUUCUCUCCCGAAGGCGGGAAGAGCGUUUGCGCCCUGUUUUCUUCUCUGCUGACUUCGGUGCUGCCCGCGGCCGUCGAUGCUCCUUCUCGGAGUUUGGCGGGGGCGACCAGUCGCCUCGCAGGGGUUCGCCUGAAUCGCCGCCGCAUGCAGCAGGCCGCGCGCGUGCUGGAGGAGUUUGGGAAGUUGUCGCGGAAACUGGAGGCGCAGACGCGCGAGCGGGAGCUCAUGCGCGCCUUCUCGCGCGUGCUGCUCACGCAGGCCAAGCAAGAACUCUGCGGACGGGAACCGGCGACGCAGAACGCAGCGACUGCCGGCCUCGUGAGGCGAUGCAUCACGCGGUUUCUGCAUGACUCUCACCGCGCUGGGUUGCGCCUCUCUACCUCAGACGCGCUGCUCCUCCCCUCGCUGUCCCUUCUCUUUCACCUGCAAGUUGAACACCAUGUUGAGGCCGGUUCGCUCAGAGACGCGCGCAGCGCGGACCGUCUCCGGGGGGGCAGCCACGCAGGUGGGCGAGAAGAGAAAGAGCCGGGGACUGAGCGGCGGCCAGACCCUGUGCGAGAGCGAGGAGCUGCCGGCGAGUUCGACGCAAAAGACGCGCCGUAUGUGGGGCCGGUGGGGGUGAUCAAAGACCUCCAGAAACUGCUGUUGCUGCCGCCCGAGAGCUGGGAGCGGCACUUGGCGUCGCUGUCUCUGGUGCGGCUGCUCCAACUCCUCAAAGUGUCGGGACGCCAUUACGCGAAGGUUCGGUCGUUCCUGAGACAAAACGCGGCCCUCCUUCUACCUGCCGCGAGAGACCAGGGGCGACUCGCAGGGCGAGAACGCAGCCUGCAGAGAGCGGAGGCCGCCCGUUUCGCGGAUCCGAGGGACAACGAGGGAGUCGACGAAGGCGCGCAGGCAGACGCGCCGAAACGGGGAAGGCGGAAGUGGGGGCGUUUUUCUUUUUCGCCUUUGCGAGCAGAGAAAAGUGCGCUGGAGGCACCCUCGGAGGAAGGCGAGCAGAUCGCGAGGGCGGAAGGAGGAGAGAGAGAAGAGAAUGGAGAAGAAAAACAGGUCCAGGACGGACCAGGCGAAGCGUCAGACGGCCAGGAAGGAGACACAGAGACAGACGUUUCGUCGCAGAAGAGCGAACGGGGCAAACACCAGAAAGACGGCGAGAGCCGCGAAUGCACGGAGAAGGAGAAGACGAAGCGUCGCACCGCGCUGUCGACGAUCCCAGGGAGCGAAGGGCGACAACGUGAGUGGGAAUCGGCUGCAGCUUCCGUCCCUCCACGCGAGUUCCCUGUUUCGUUCACUCGAGGAGAUUCCAGUGUAAAUACACUCAACGAUCUCUCCUUCCUCUCUCUCGCGGUAUCUUCAGAUGGACGCCUGGAUGCCUUUCUUCUCACGCUGCUUCGAGUCAUUCUUCUGCAACUCCGUCGACUUCCUACAUCUUCGUCUCGUUCUCGUUUUGACUCCUCUCCUCCCCGCAACGCUAGUCCUUCCUCCUCCACUUCCUUCCCUUCUUCGUCGCCUUUCUCCUUUGCGUCUCAUGACUCGCUUGCGGCCUCGGCGCCUUCGCCUUCGUCCUGCGCUUCGCCUCUGUGCCUCGCCGCCGCCCCGGCGGUCUUCCAGAGCGCGGCGCAGUCAGCUGCGCUGGGGGUCGGGCUGCUGCAUGCAUUGGCGGUCUUGGGCGAGCAGCUAAGGGCGCUGAAGACCGGCCAGGCGCAGCUUAGCGAGGCGAGGCGAAGAGCUGCCUUGCUGCGACACGCAGUGCAACUUGCGGGCGAGGACGUGAUCCAGAUACUCCUGUCCGGAGAGCGACUCCAGAAACUGUCUCUGCUUCACUUCCUGCGUCUCGCCGUCGCCACCAACUGUCUCUUUCUGUCUCCGUUCGGUCGGCCUGCAUGCGUCUCGUGGCGUGAGUCGUCGCGCGCAACGCUUCCCUCAGAGGAACAGGCAAACUGCGAGGAAGACAGUCCGCGUGAGGCGUCGGGUGCACGACGGGGAGUUUGCGCCGGAGAGGAACGGACACAGAGAGAAGACGAAUCCGCAUUUUCGCGCGGUCCCUCGCCAGAAGCACACGGAGGCCCGGCCGUCGGGGCGCCUCGUUUGCCAUCUCUUUUGUCGCCGUUGGUGCACAGACACCUUCUCGCUGUGGCGGUUACCGCCGGAACGCUUUUGCGGCCAAACGCAAGACAGGAGCAGUCGAGAGGGAUUUCGCCGGCGUCGACAGAAAGGUGUGAAGGCGGAAAAGAUGGGGAACUUCGCGGGGUGUGCAGGGAAAACGCCCAGGCCUCUCCGGGGCGUGGACGGGAAGGGGAGACACUCGGGGGAAAGUCGACGGGAAGGUCAGACAGCGCCGGGCGUUUCCUGGGACGGGGCAGAGACCGAAUACAAGAGGAAGGGAUUCGAGGAGAGCGAGAGACGCUCGAGCAUUUUGCGGUGGCAACAAAGGAGGGCAAAGAAAGACCCGAGAUGCCGUACGCUUGUGCGUUGCCCGCGACGGCCAUUGCGCCUCUCACGCGAUGCUUCGCUGAGGUGUACAGACACCUCAGCGACCUGCCUGUACAUCCGAGAUCCGGCGGUGUCUUCUCGGUGGGAAGGGUGGGAGAGACGUGUGCGAACGAGUCACGUUCCGCUCAUCUCUUGAGUUCUUCUCGCGGCCAUUUCGACACAAACAGACAGAGCCCCGUAGCCCUGACUGAAGCACCACACAGAAGCCCCGACGGCCCCGUGUCGUCGCUCUACGACGAAAGAGAAAUCGACAUGGUCCUGGCGCUUCGGGAAGCGUACGAGGAAAACCUUCUGCUCCUUGCAGCAGCGGCUGUCCGAGCGCACUCGCACCUCGCUAAGGGCCGUCACUGGCGAGUCAUAGGCCAGGCGCUUCUCUUCAGUGUCUGUACACCUGCAUUCCUGCCUUUCUUCGACGUGGCGCUUCCGCUUCCUCGUGGAAUUUCGGGGUUCCAAACGCGAGGCGCGACAGAAGGACAAGGCCCCGCAGCACCGCUCCACGACGUGGAAGCGGCGGUGUCGGAGCUGCAUCUCUUUCUUCGAUAUCUUUUGCGCUGUUAUGUCACGCCAAGCACCGCUUCUGCGCUGCCGCCCUCCCCCGACCGUCUUUCCGUUCCUCCGCCUUCGUCCACUUCUGCCCGAAUGCUCCCUGGCUUGCCGUCUUCCGGCGUCGCAGUUCUCCAGGCGGCUGUGGCCCGAGCGACUAGCCGCCCUGUCGCUUGGUCUGGUGGUUGCUCCGACGCUUCACCUGCGCUGCCACGUCGCCUGCACAGAGACAAGGAGAGUAACAGUUCCUUCCCGGCCGAGGCGGAGAGGAACUGCAUGCAGGAGGCUGCUACGAGCGGACGGUCAGGGGAGACAGGCCAGGCGCGCGAGGAGCGGGGCCGCAGAAAGAGGGGGGGGCGGGAAGAUUUGGAGACCGUUUUGUCUCCGGGAAAAAGAGGGCCAGAGCGAGAGACAAAACGAGAGAUGUGCGCGGUUGCGAGGAAUGAAGAGCUGGCGACGCAGAUUCUCGAACGCCUCAUGCGACGCGUUGUAGCAACAGGGUUAGAACAGCGAGAGUUAGAGGGGCAGAGGCGGAGCAACGGCGCUUUGGGCCGAGAGGAGCGGAUGCAGCCGAAACUGGAACACGAAAAAGUGGAGACGAACGCCGCGAGAGAGUACCCCCAACGCGAGGAAACACGAGGACUUCAGAGACGAGACAUGUACCUCCAAACCUUGAGGCUGCUCGGCGAAGAGAGCGACGCGAAUCUUCUCGGUGGAAGCCUCGCACGGGCGGGGCGCACGGCGCCUCCCUGCGAGGAUACUGAACGGUUCCUGGAGCUUAAAAGAAAGACAGUUCGAACCCUUCUGCAUCUUUCUCUGGAGGAGUCCCCUGUUGAUCACUGA
Messenger RNA from Neospora caninum, 7593 nucleotides. RefSeq lists its product as hypothetical. Bases 1 to 7593 code for a protein of 2530 amino acids. The transcript has 4 exons. Lineage: Eukaryota; Apicomplexa; Conoidasida; Eucoccidiorida; Sarcocystidae. The record is from RefSeq and is a predicted model, not a curated record.